CUAGGGAUGGGGUUCCCGUCGAGCUGCUGCCGGAGACACACAGCACGGGCGGGCGAUGCUGCUCUUGCCUGGUGCCGCCCUUCUCCCCGCCCAGCCGAGCGCAAACCUGUCAGAUGGCUCUACUGCAAUCAAGAUGGCGGCGGGGCCGGAGAGCGGGUAGGCGGAGGCGGCGGCUCCAUUCCCCAGUCCCGACGGGGGGAUGAGACCUGCGCCCAGUCUCUUCUGCUUUCCUUGAGGCGCUAAGGAGCAAACUGCGACCCGUCGGUCAUGGCGGGCAUUAUCAAAAAGCAGAUUCUGAAGCACCUUUCCAGGUUCACCAAAAACCUGUCCCCUGACAAAAUCAACCUGAGCACACUAAAGGGUGAAGGUCAGCUAACCAAUUUAGAGCUUGAUGAAGAAGUGCUUCAGAAUAUGCUAGAUCUUCCCACCUGGCUUGCCAUCAACAAAGUCUUUUGUAAUAAAGCAUCUAUUAGGAUACCAUGGACAAAACUGAAAACACAUCCAAUCUGUCUAUCACUGGAUAAAGUAAUAAUGGAAAUGAGUACAUGUGAAGAACCACGUGCCCCUAAUGGACCAUCACCUAUAGCAACUGCAUCAGGGCAAAGUGGCUAUGGUUUUGCUGAAAAAGUUGUAGAAGGGAUUUCUGUUUCUGUAAAUUCCAUUAUAAUCCGAAUUGGUGCAAAAGCGUUCAACGCUUCAUUUGAGCUUUCUCAGCUGAGGAUAUAUAGUGUAAAUGCAAACUGGGAAUAUGGUGAUCUUAGGUUUACUCGAUUACAAGAGUCUCAGCGUGGUGAGGUAUUGACAUUUAAAGAAAUCACCUGGCAGAUGAUAAGAAUAGAAGCAGAUGCAAUCCAAAGCUCUCAGCAUGAAAUCAUGAGUGCUCCAGUUCGCCUGAUUACUAACCAGUCCAAAAUCAGGGUCACACUUAAAAGAAGGUUAAAGGAUUGCAAUGUGGUAGCAUCAAAGCUGAUUCUCAUAUUGGAUGACUUGCUGUGGGUUUUGACUGAUUCCCAGUUAAAAGCUAUGGUACAAUAUGCUAAAUCUCUUAGUGAAGCAAUAGAAAAAUCAGCAGAACAAAGAAAAAGCCUGCCUUCUGAACACACACAGAGUUCUACUCCUGCACCCAGUUCUCAGCAGGUGAAAACACAACAGGCCUCGGCAGCCACUGAUCAAAAUGAUGCACUUGUGAAACUAUUCAAUGAUUUUGAUGUUAAGGAAACUUCUUAUCAUCUUGCAAUUUCCCAUUUGGAUCUGCAUAUAUGUGAUGAUAUUCACACUAAGGAAAAGGAUGCAAACAGGCGUGUUUCAGGAGGUGCUAUGCAGCUGUCCUUUAGUCAGUUAACUGUUGACUAUUACCCUUUCCACAAAGCAGAUGAUAGUUGCAGCCAUUGGAUGCAUUAUAGUGAUGCUACUAAAGCCAGAAGUGGAUGGACAGAAGAAUUACUGCAAGAGUUCAAAAGCAAUGUUGAACUGCUUAAGCAGGCUGUGAAGGAUCACAGUGUAGAUUCUCCCACUAAAUCUCCACCUAUGGGGUCUCCACAGCACAUGCAAAUAGGCAAAGAACAGGUACCUGUUGGAAUCUCUGUUUCCUCUGUUUCAUCUCAGCAACCAAAGGAUAAACUGAUGUCCAGCCCUGUGGUGGUUAGACUUGCUGAUGUUAAUAUUUAUCAGGUCUCUACUGCAGACCAGUGUCGUCGUUCUCCUAAAACUCUUCUUUCUUGCAAUAAGAAGUCUCUAUACCUCCCACCAGAAAUGCCAGCCAUUCAUAUUGAAUUCACGGAAUACUACUAUCCAGACGGAAAAGAUUUUCCCAUUCCAAGUCCAAACCUUUAUACGCAGCUAAAUGCUCUGCAGUUCACUCUAGAUGAGAGGAGUAUUCUUUGGCUAAACCAAUUUGUGCUAGACCUGAAACAGAGCCUCACUCAGUUCAUGGCCAUGUACAAAUUAAAUGACAAUUCAAAGUCAGAAGAACAUGUUGAUGUUCGAGUUGAUGGCUUGAUGAUAAAGUUCAUCAUUCCUUCAGAAAGAAAACAAAACCAUAGGGAUGAUCCAUGUGAAAUUUCUAUUCAGAGUUCUGAAAUGAUUGCUACAAAUACUAGGCAUUCACCAAACUGUAGACACUCUGAUUUGGAAGCAGUGUUUCAAAACUUCAAAGACUCUGAAUUUUUCAGUAGAACUUUCACAGACUUUCCAAAAUCCCCAGAUUGUUUCAAUCUUCUGCAUCCAAUCUUCCAGCGACAUGCUCAUGAACAAGAUACAAAGAUGCAUGAUGUCUAUAAAGGACUUAUCACUCCCAAACUUAAUAAAUGUGCACUUAAAACAUCUGCUGCUUCUGAUGUCUGGGCAGUGCAUUUUUCCCAAUUUUGGAUAGACUAUGAAGGAAUGAAGAGUGGGAAAGGUCGGCCAAUAAGUUUUGUGGACUCGUUCCCACUUACACUGUGGAUUUGCCAGCCCAUAAAAUUUGAACAGUCACACAAAAAGCCUUCUUUUUAUAAUCAGAAGACUCUUAACAUUCCAAAAAGUGACUCUAGUGACCUUGCUAGUCGUCUGCAGCGCAAAAAGCUUCUGAAAGAGUAUUACAGCACUGAGACUGAAGCCUUGACCAAUGGGAUUGAAGACACAUGCUCUCUCAAUCCUGUUUUGGGAACUCAGUCUGCACAGUCUGUAUCUGAUGCGGAUAUUCACAUUCUUGUUCACAUUCAAAAACAUGUGAGCAUGCAAAUCAAUCAUUACCAGUAUCUUUUCCUACUCUACCUCCAAGAAUCCCUUGUGUUGCUCCUCGAUACCCUGAGGAAGGAUGUAGAGACUAUGACAGGGAAACCUGCAAAACAGGCAGAUGUCUGCAUUGGGAUCUUACUGAAAACUGCAGACAUAGCUCUAUUGCUUCAUCCACUCACGCAAGGAAGCACUUGCAAGUCUCCUGUUCUAGAAGAAGGAAGUCCAGUGGCAUCAGAUCUCUCACCCAUGGAAAAUGAAGAAACUUUUGGAUCAGAAAGCAAGCUAGUUCCUGCUCAUACUACACAGAUGAGCAAUUCAGAUAUUACUGUGGUAGCUGACUGUAGGUCUGUGAGUAUGGAUUAUUGCAAAGCUGUACCAAUGGAACCACUUUUCAAAUCAGAUAGUGAUAUGGAUUUGCGAAGGGGAAGUUCUUUUUCAGAUGAUGCUUCAGAAAAACUUUUGGGGAAAAUAAAUGAAGAAAAUAGUAGUGGACUCUUCAGUCAAAGUGAUUCAGAAGAAAUCUGUGAGUCACUAAGUGACAAGAGUAAUACAUUUAGCAAGGAUUUGGUUAAUGUUUUAGGUUGCAGAGAAGAUUCUGUUGAGACACUGAUGGACAAGGAAGAUGACAAAAGUGUUUUUUCAAAUAAGGAAAGUGGAGCAGGAGGCUCACCUCUUAAAGUUACAGAGUUAGAUGCUGAUGCUGUGUGGCAGUCGCAAGAACUUGAAAAUGAUAAAGAAAAAUUAGCCACAGCCAAAAUGCUGGUUUUUCAGUCUACAUCAAGUGGAAAGCCUAAGGAACCCUGCCAGUCCAAUCUCCCUGCAUUCUCUGUUUCUUAUAAGAACAUGAAGAAAAGUCCAUCACAAGUCUCCUUGGAUACCAUUUCUACUGAUAGCAUGUUGUUGGAGGAACACUAUUUGGAGAGUGAUGGAAGUGAAAGCCACAGCUUUUUGGAGAAAGCUAUCUUGUCAAGUAAACCAGUGGAAUAUAUUGCUGAUGAAAGCACAGUGAAUGAGAAUUAUGGUGGAUCAUCUCCAGAUGUCCUCAGUGCAGCGUCAGAGAAUGUUCAGGAUGCUAAUGAAGAAAUGAUGUCUGUUGUAGUUUUUAAAAUAUUUGGUGUUAAUGCGGAAGUUGACAUCAGAGGUGAUGACACUGAAGUAUGUCUUCAGGUAAAUCAAGUUGUACCAAGUCAGUUGGGUAAUAUCAGUGUUCGCCAUUACCUUUGCAACCGAACAGCUGGUUCAGAUCCUAAAACUGUGAUUGGGCCGGUUAAAUCAACUCCCGAAAUUAAACUGAGAUGGGAAAAUGGACCUAGUGCAAUAAUACAUUCAUUGCUGUCUGAAAAAAAUGGGUUUCUACAAUGUCAUGUGGAAGAUCUGACUGCCAGUUUUCUAACUUCUUCACUUAUGAACAUUCAACGUUUCUUGGAAGAUGAAAUAGUUACAGAAGUAAUGCCUAUGAAAAUAAAAAUUUCUAAUACAAGGAUCAAGUUAAAAGAUGACAGCCCACGUGAUAGUCUAACUGCUCCUGAACCAGUCCCAGUAACACUGCAUAUUGACCUACUUAAUGUAGAGAGGAAAGAUGAUGGUUCAUUUUGCAUCAGAGAUAAUCGAACAUUUAGCAAUGAUAUCCCAAAGAUGAAGACAAGUUACAACAAAGGUGAUCAGGAUGAUGAAACAGGCACAUGCAAAAAAAAGAAUUACCUAUCCCAAGCCACACAAACAUCUCCAGAAAUUAAUAGAUCUCCUAAAGAUUUUAAGACUGAGUUAGUCAAAGCACAGCUUAUUGAAGAAAAUGAAUUUCUUAAACAGGAAUUAGCCAAAACUAAGAUGGCUCUUGCUGAAGCUCAUCUGGAAAAAGACACCCUGCUUCACAGUAUAAAAAGGAUGGAUAUUGAAAAUAAACGGUAGCAGACUCUGGAACAAGAAGGGAUGUAUUUUAGACUUAUUUUUUUGGAACCCGAGCUCAGAACAAAAUUUCUGUGGAAUAUGCCUUCUGUGAAUUCAAAGAAUUAGAAUGUGUGUUUUUCAUGCAGGGACAAUUUCUAUAAUACACUACUAAUUUGUUUAAUAGGUUGUGGCAUGACUAAAAUGUACCAUGUGUCAUUAAUAGGUUAUCUUCACAUGCGAAGAUAAAUUUAUUUUACUGGUAGAAGAAAAAUACUAUUCAAGAGAGAUUAAAUUUGCACUAUAAAUGUAUAGUUGGUCAUAAAAUGGUCCAUUAUAGUUACUAAAGCAUGAUGUAGUGAUGCAGAGACUGGUUUUAACAAACAGCAGAAGUUGCUUAAGUACCCUCCAUUAUGCCCAGUUCUCAAAAGGUGUUAAUGCUGUGAAACUACUCAAAAUAUCGCAUGGGAAAGGUUUGAAUAUAGAAAAUGGGAACACCCUCUACUUCUGCAGGACCAUGCUGACACUUGGUUUCUUUGUAUCCACUUCCUGUGCCCAUUGCACUUUCAGAACAUUGAAACAGCUCAGUCAGCUGGGCCUAGGCUUUUUCAUUGGUUUCUAGGAAAAGAGUAAUUAAAUCAAGGUUCUUUUUCAAUGAUGAACAUUCAUCAUAGGCACACUCCUUAGUUUGAUUUAGUGAAACUUGGCCACUCCUAAUCUGGUACCAGUGAAAUUUCAAUCUUUAACAGUUUGUAAAAAGUGUAAUCCAGCUGUAUAUUAAUGUGCUUGGAAAGAAAAGUUAAAUAAUUAUUGCUUGUGAAAUUUCAUCAAAUGUAAAACUACAUUUUAAAUCAUGGGUUACCUGUAAAAAAUUAAAUUCUAAUUUUCAGCUGAAAAUGGUUACUAAUGUAAAAAUAAAAAGCACAGACUUGUGCAAGAGUUCUAAGAAGUUCUUAAAACAAACAAAAACACAUGUGGUAUGAAAAUUCACUUUGAAGUAUUUAUCUGAAUAAUUUAGAUAAAGACCUUCCUGGGUCAUUUAGUUGAAAACAUUUUUAAUUGGUAUUAUACUUGUUGUGCCUAAACUGUACAAUAUUUUAGGGAACAGGGGAUUAUCUUUUUUUAAAGGUUCAAAUAAGAGUCCACAUCCUUUUGUUUAGGGUUUAAUUGUAUGGCACACUGAAGAACUGGGUUGAAUUGAACUGAUUUUCAUUAAAGCUUUCUCUGACAAAACUUGCACUCCCUUAAUUAAAAAAUGAAGAAUUCCGUUGAACUCAUGUCAAAAAGAAGAUUAAAUCAAAAUGUCUUAGAUUGUUGUCAGUGACCCAUCUAUUUCAUGACCAUCACAAUACGGAAGACUUUCUUAGUUCUAACUAGUGAUGGGUGGGGAAUUCAAUAGGCCUCCCAGGUUCCAGUUUGUCAACCCUGUGCUGGCACUAACUUGCCAUGUUGCAAACUGAGCAAACUCGUAUACCUUCAUUUCUAAGACAGACUGACGUUUGCAUUUUUUGGGCUGCUAGGUAAUUUUGUGCAAAUAAGCACAAAAGCAUAAAAUCACAAAGGUCUAGCUACAUAGUUUAGGGUGAUUAUGCAACUAUUUAAGAGGUCACAGUCUGCAGUAAAAAUAACCUUGACUUGGCUUGUACCUGGACAAUCGACCAUUGAACUCGAAAGAGCUAGAUUUCCUGGUUUUGGUACAUUCUUAAGGGCAGCCUUCCCAAUCUACAACAUAUACUGGGGUCAUAUGGAAUUGUAGUCCAACACAUCUGAAAGGCUUGAAGUUGAGGAAGUCUGGGAAAUUUUGUGUAGUGUUGCCAUCUGAAGGAAAACUGAAUUUAACAUUAAAGCGAAGAAUUGUUAUGCUAAAUUAUAGCUCUGGUCACUGAUUAAAUGGAAAGUUCCUGUUCUUAAAGUUAUAUAUCUUUAAUAAAGUUCUCAGAUUUUCCAA
Molecule: messenger RNA, 6550 nt
Organism: Varanus komodoensis (Komodo dragon)
Lineage: Eukaryota; Metazoa; Chordata; Lepidosauria; Squamata; Varanidae
Gene: BLTP3B
Product: UHRF1 binding protein 1 like
Exons: 21
Coding region: 268-4626 (1452 amino acids)
Source: RefSeq, a predicted model, not a curated record